ACAGCCGCGUUUAUGUCAAAUCAACAUAUUGACAUUUCGCUAUAUUGUUAUAUUUUCAAAGAUUUUGUUUUCCAACAACAAUUGAAUCUGUUUAGAAAUUAAUUUAUUAUAAAUGAAAAUGACUGAUACGGACUCGAAAACAACAUGCAUUUCGGAGCACGAUCGUGCGUUGACGGUGAAUGCAUUGGAAGAAUUUAAUAACAAUAACUAUGGGACAUGCAUUCAGAAUCUUGUCGAAUUGGAGUCGUCGAUCGGUGUGGAUCCGUGCAUCAUUCACAACAAAGCGGUGGCAGAAUUCUAUAAAAGCGACUUCAAGAACUACGAACAGUUCCACAAGGUUCUCAAUCAACUGAUUGGAAAGGCUGCCGACUCAAACAAUUAUGAAUUUGAAAAUGUUAAAAUGGCAACUGUUUACUUCAACAAGGCAGUUCUUCUAUUCCAAAUGCGACAGCACCAGGCCGCCCUGAAGAUAAUGUUUGCUGUGAUGAAGCACAUUGAUAAACUCGAUGAUAAAGUCGUUCAGAGGGCUGGUCUUUUAACGGUCAAUUUAUUGCUGAACACAAAUCAGCCGAAGAAAGCUGAUGCAUUGGUGGAACUGUUGCAAACUCGUUUGAAUAUUUCCUCCGAAUCAUUGACCAGCGACGAGGAUGAUGACAGCGACGUAAGCCGAGAUAAGAAGAAAGAGAAAUCGGUAAAGUCGCUGGAUUAUUUCAAGUGGAUGUUUCGGCUGUACAAAACUCGUUCGAAUGUGUUGAACGGUAAGAAUCUGUUGAUUCCGAACGAGGACACAUCGGAAAUAUCAAUUUUACGCGGUCAUCAGUACUACAAUGGAAUCGACUAUCAGAUGGCCGCUAAGGAACUGUCGAAAAACUUCACAAAUCUUCAGUCAAACAUCAAGAAAAAUGGGGAGGAUCACAACACGGUCAUUGCCAACAAUAUGGGAAUCAUUCACUUUCAUGUUCGUCACUAUGCUAUGGCUGCCCGAUUCUUUCAACAUUCGUUAACAUUUGAUCAGACGGCCAUGGAGAGUGUCGGCGACUCACCGCCUUUGCAAAGUUUAGGUGCAACAAAGCGACCGGAAAUUUUGUACAAUUUGGGUAUCGCUAUGUUGCAUCUCCAGAGGCCGAAGGAAGCCUUUGAGUGUCUGCUAAUUCCUCUGAAUUACUAUCACAACAAUCCCAGACUAUGGCUGCGUUUGGCCGAUGCUUGUAUUAUGGUGCACACUCAAAAUUUGAAGGACAAGGAGAACAAAAACAUUGUAUCGGCUGUGGUUGGUUCCGGAUCUCAUCGAAAGUACAUCAUACAGCGAACUUCAAUGAAAUAUGUGUCGGACGAAAGUCAAUCUUUCGCUAUACCAAGUACGAAUUUGGAAUUUGCUUCUCUAUGUUUACGCAACACAAUUACGCUAAUCGAUCACCAUUGCAACGAAAUCAAGAAAACGCCAUCGACUGCAGCCAAUACUGACUGGACCCAAAUCGAUGAACGAAAUCAAUGCAAUCCAUCGAAACCGUUAAAUAUGAACACCAUCAAUAAACUGAAGUGUGCGGCGUUGUGUAAGUUCAGUUAUGUUCAGCUAUGCCUCGGUGAAUAUUUGCUGGCCCUAAAGUCUGCAAAGGAAUUGCUUCAAUUGACAUACCUACCGGAUGUUCAUGCAAUGUUGGGACACAUGUAUUCAGCUGAAGCGCUUGUCAUGCUGGACAGAAUAACAGAAGCUAGAACAUACCUAGAGCCGAAAUUCAUUGCCGAAUUGAAAGAGGACGAUUUCAUACACCGUGGAUCGCCUGAUUGGAAUAUAAAUACGAAAGACGCUGCCCAGUCAAUUUUGAAGUACAAUUUGGCCGUGACGCUGGUUCUUCAAGGGGAAAUUGAAUUAGCUAAAAGUAUGAUGAGCACAUGCAAACAUCCAAUCGUGUACGGUCACUUGAAAAUGCUGAAGAUGUACAUGGAAUUGCAGUCGGGCAAUGUUGAGAAUUGUCGGAAAAUGGUUAAAAUCGAUACGCCACAACACAGUUGAAGCGAAAGAUCUUUUUUUUCACAAGUCCAGUACUUGUAUUUUCGGCUUCAAUAAAUCGCAGAUUUAGAAGAUGA
Molecule: messenger RNA, 2088 nt
Organism: Bradysia coprophila
Lineage: Eukaryota; Metazoa; Arthropoda; Insecta; Diptera; Sciaridae
Gene: Not10
Product: CCR4-NOT transcription complex subunit 10
Biological process (GO): negative regulation of translation; mRNA catabolic process
Cellular component (GO): CCR4-NOT complex
Molecular function (GO): protein binding
Source: RefSeq, a predicted model, not a curated record